This is a messenger RNA of Cyprinus carpio (common carp), 1590 nucleotides long. Its product is annotated as histidine-rich glycoprotein-like. The transcript is spliced from 2 exons. NCBI's taxonomy places the organism in Eukaryota, Metazoa, Chordata, Actinopteri, Cypriniformes, Cyprinidae. The coding region runs from base 153 to 941 and encodes 262 amino acids. The record is from RefSeq and is a predicted model, not a curated record.
CAGUAACAACACACCUCUGCCUCUUGCAAGGGUAUUGGUUUAAUGUGUAAUAGUCAAAUAAAAGGCAUCAUAUCACACCGGCAUUCACAACCGCAUCCUUCUAGAGAACUGGCAAAGAACGAUCAUCCAUUGCAAACGUGAGAGACCUGAAUAUGGCUUCCAAACCUCAGAUACUACUACUGCUAGUGGCUGUAAUGAUUACAAGCUAUGUUGCCGCCAGCACGACCACAAGCAUGACCGCCAGCACGACCACAAGCAUGACCGCCAGCACGACCACAAGCAUGACCGCCAGCACGACCACAAGCAUGCCCCCCAGCAUGACCGCCAGCACGACCACAAGCAUGACCGCCAGCACGACCACAAGCAUGCCCCCCAGCACGACCACAAGCAUGACCGCCAGCACGACCACAAGCAUGACCGCCAGCACGACCACAAGCAUGACCGCCAGCCACGACCACAAGCAUGACCGCCAGCACGACCACAAGCAUGACCGCCAGCACGACCACAAGCAUGACCGCCAGCACGACCACAAGCAUGACCGCCAGCACGACCACAAGCAUGCCCCCCAGCACGACCACAAGCACGACCGCCAGCACGACCACAAGCACGCCCCCCAGCACGACCACAAGCAUGCCCCCCAGCACGACCACAAGCACGACCGCCAGCACGACCACAAGCAUGCCCCCCAGCACGACCACAAGCACGACCGCCAGCACGACCACAAGCAUGCCCCCCAGCACGACCACAAUCAUUCCCCCUAUCACGACCACAAGCACGACCGCCAGCACGACCACAAACACGAACGCCAGCACAACCGCCAGCACGACCACAAGCACGACCAACAGCACGACCGCCAGCAUGACCACAAGCACGACCGCCAGCAUGACCACAAACACGAACGCCAGCACGACCACAAGCACGACCAACAGCACGACCUCUAGCAUGCCCCCCAGCAAGACCGCCAGCACGACCACAAGCAUGCCCCCCAGCAUGACCACCAGCACGACCUCUAGCAUGCCCCCCAGCAAGACCGCCAGCACGACCGUCAGGACUUUUAUAACUGCAGGCUCCAAUGUUACUGCCAUCAACUGCUCAACUAAUGGCACAACCAACUGCACAAACCACAAUAUGACCAAUGGCACAACCACCAGCACAGCCACCAGAACCACAAUCGUCAGCAAAAACCCCAGUAUUUCUUCUGCAUCAACUCUUUCACCUAUGGGGAUUGUGGGACUGUCUGGACUUUUGAUCUAUAUUGUCACCUCCACUGCCGUUAUUAAUCUCUUCCACCAGAUGUGAUCAACAACUCCAUUUGACAAACCGCCUAUGUUUGACAAAAAGCUAAAACACAGAUUACUGAUUUUUCUUUUUUUGCUCAAACACUACAAAAAAAAAAACAAGAAAAAUAUAUGCAUGAUUGUAUAUACACAAAAAAAAGUUACUUAUUUAAUUAGUUAGACAUCACUGAUAUUUCUAAAUUACCUCACAAAUGCAGAAUGGUUAAGGAUGUAGAAGUCAUACAUAGCGAUGUAUAUAAUGUCAUAUAAUGAUGUACUAUGUGACACGUAAUAAACUAAUAAUGAAAACACA